CUAUUUGUUUAUUAGCGAGUGGCGGAUGGAGUACCCACCGAAGAUCAAAAAUCGCUUUCCUUCCCCUUCCUCCCCUCCCCUUCUUCCCUUUCCCUUGGUGACGUUUUGUCAAACCAGAAAUUAAUUAAAAAAGAAGGCCCAUGGGGUCCUUGACGUUUUGUGGGAUGUGGUCGAAAUUUUGCAGAGGACCCAUUUGCAGAGGAGGAUCAAAACAAAUUUGUUGAACUCAUCACACGCUUCCCCCUUCUGGGUUUGAUCCUUUUCCCUUCACUUUCUCUUCUUCUUCUUCUUCUUCUUCUUCUUCUUCUUCUUCUCCUCCUCCUCCUCCUCCUCCUCUUUUAUGACCAACAACUGCUUUUGAAUCAAUUUAUCCCCCCCCUUUCAGCCUGGAAUUGAGUGGAAUUCAAGAAAGUUUCAACUAUGUUCAGGGGGAAAGUUGGGGUAUGGAUAUGCUGAGGAGAAUAUUUUUUGUCAUUUUUUCUCUCUUUUGGUGAUUAUGCAUUGGUGGGUUCCCAACUUCUAUCUGAUCUAACAUUUUUCCGAUCCAACAGUCUCUGCUCCUUCUUUCCCUUUUUCAGGAAAAAGUAUAGUAGCUAAACAAUCCAAUAGUGAAGUUUCUAGUAUGGGUUGGUGGACUAAGCUUUUCAAAGGCCACAAAAGCUCAUACAGGGAAAGAUAUGGAGACGAUAGAAUUUGGGAUGAACCUCGAACCUCGGUGGAUGAAUUGACAGAACAUGAACGAGAGGAGAUUGAUUAUGCAAUUGCACUAUCACUUUUGGAAGAAGAUCAUAAAGGGAAAGCGUUGACAGAAGAAGAAGCUCACAGUGAUGAAGAUGAACACAGUACCAAAGCUGAAUCAGAGGAUGAUGAACAAAGUACGAAAGGCGAGUCAGACGAUGACGAUCAAAUUACUAAGUCUCAAUUGGAGGAGGACGAGCGACUUGCUAAAGCUCAAAUGGAGGAAGAUGAUCGACUUGCCAAAGCUCAAAUGGAAGAAGACGAGCGACUUGCUAAAGCUCAAAUGGAGGAAGAUGAGAGAGCUGCCAAAGCUCAAUUGGAGGAAGACGAGCAGGUUGCUAGCACUCUAGUGGAGGAUGAUGAGAAGGUUUCCACAUAUCAAGCUGAAGAAGAUGAACAGUUAGCUAGAGCUCUCCAAGAAAGUCUAAAUAUGGAGCCACCACCUCCUAGAUUUGAUAGUGGAAAUAUUUUCAAUCAUUAUCCUUUCUUCUAUCCAUCAGGAUACAGGGUCUGUGCUGGUUGCCAUACUGAGAUUGGUCACGGGCGGUUUCUAAGUUGCAUGGGAGCUGUUUGGCAUCCAGAAUGUUUUCGCUGCAAUACUUGCAAUGAACCCAUAACUGAUCAUGAGUUCUCGAUGUCCGGGAACCGACCUUAUCACAAAUCCUGCUUUAAGGAACAACAUCAUCCAAGAUGUGACGUUUGCAGCAACUUUAUUCCUACUAAUUCUUCUGGUCUUAUAGAGUAUAGAAAACAUCCUUUCUGGUCACAACAAUAUUGUCCUUCACACGAAAAAGAUGGAACUCCGAGAUGUUGUAGCUGCGAAAGAAUGGAGCCAAGGGACACUAGCUACUUGUUACUUGAUGAUGGUCGGAAGCUCUGUUUAGAGUGUUUGGACUCUGCAAUCAUGGAUACUCAUGAGUGUCAACCUCUAUACCUCGAAAUUCAAGAAUUCUAUGAGGGUCUGAAUAUGAAAGUGGAACAACAAGUUCCCAUGUUGUUGGUUGAGAGGCAAGCGCUAAACGAGGCCAUGGUCGGAGAAAAGAAUGGUCAUCAUCACUUGCCCGAAACUAGAGGACUAUGCUUAUCAGAAGAGCAGACUGUUGCUACUAUCUCCAAGAGGCCGAAGAUUGGAGCAGGUUACCGCAUAAUAGACAUGUUUACCGAACCUUAUAGAUUAGUUCGUCGUUGCGAAGUUACUGCUAUUCUCGUUUUGUAUGGCCUUCCUCGGUUAUUGACAGGAUCUAUUCUGGCUCACGAGAUGAUGCAUGCAUGGCUCAGGCUUAAAGGCUAUCCCAAUUUGAAACCCGAGGUCGAAGAAGGCAUAUGCCAAGUAUUGGCUCACAUGUGGUUGGAUUCCGAGAUGUAUUCCAUCCCGGGAAGUGGUGUUGCCUCGACAUCUUCGUCUUCGUCCUCAUCUUCAUCGUCAUCACCUUCAUCAUCAUCUUCUUCGUCUUCGACGUCUUCAAAGAAAGGUAAACGGUCGGACUUCGAGAAGAAACUCGGGGACUUUUUCAAACACCAGAUCGAGUCGGAUACAUCAUCGGCAUAUGGAGAUGGAUUCAGGGAAGGAAACCAGGCCGUUUCCAAGUAUGGUCUAAAGAGGACACUCGAUCACAUUCGGCUGACUGGAACCUUUCCAUAGGGUAACAUUCGAUUAAACUCUUAGCUUUUUUAUAUAAUCCGAGUUCAUACAAAAACACAUUAUAGUACAUAAUUAGAAAGAAUAAGAAGAAGAAGAAGAAGAAUAAGCAUUGAAAGAAGUGUGUAAUUAUUGUGAAGUUGUGUUUGAAAAGUGUAGCAUAAAUGUAACUGUCUUAUUUGUAUGGCAUUUACAAACAACGUAUGAGGGUGAAUACAAAGUUUUGUUGUUAUUAAUUCAUAAAAAUUAUUAUGGGUGGGUG
Messenger RNA from Cucurbita moschata (crookneck pumpkin), 2639 nucleotides. RefSeq names its product protein DA1-related 1. The transcript is spliced from 13 exons. Gene Ontology annotation, molecular function: ubiquitin binding. NCBI's taxonomy places the organism in Eukaryota, Viridiplantae, Streptophyta, Magnoliopsida, Cucurbitales, Cucurbitaceae. The record is from RefSeq and is a predicted model, not a curated record. Bases 623 to 2380 code for a protein of 585 amino acids.